Messenger RNA from Drosophila yakuba, 821 nucleotides. Its product is annotated as 28 kDa heat- and acid-stable phosphoprotein. The transcript has 2 exons. NCBI's taxonomy places the organism in Eukaryota, Metazoa, Arthropoda, Insecta, Diptera, Drosophilidae. The record is from RefSeq and is a predicted model, not a curated record. Bases 115 to 696 code for a protein of 193 amino acids.
AAGCGUAUACUGCUCUCAGAAACUCAUAUGUCAGGCACACAUCAAGCAAGCAGCACGGACAGUUUAUCUUGAUUUUCCUGUAAUUUUUCUUAGCGCUUUUUACUUUGGAGAAUAAUGCCGCGUGGAAAGUACGUGAACCACAAAGGUCGUAGUCGCGAGUUCACGCCCGUGGAUGUUUUGCAGCAGGAGCUGGACAGAAUUCGCCAGGGCGAAAGGAGCAGCGGGGUGCCGAUCAGGAAUCAAGGGAAAGGUAAUUUCGAGGACAAGUGCAUUCGCAGUCAAGGUGCGCACAGCCUAAUUGAGAUCUCCAAUCCGAAUCGCUUGCCGCGCCGGAAGCCGUUGAGUCUUCUGAUAAGCAACGCAAAUGGAAAUCAGUUCACCGAGGAGGACGACGCCACCCAAAGGAGGCGGCACGAAAGAAGAAAGGAGCGAAUGCAAAGCGAAAACAUCCAGAGGAGCAAGGAGACUCUGGCCGAUCUCGCCAGACUGGCAUUGGUUCGCAGGGAACGGGAGGCGGCUGCCCAGCAGCGAUUGGCCGCAAAGAAAGCGGCUGCCGAGGCGGCCGCCUCCAGCUCGGACUCUUCCCUCAAGAAGAUCAGCCAGAAGCCGUCGGAAGACGCGCCCCCGGAGCUCCAGAGCCAGAGCUGCAAUCUCAGGGCUCGUCAGAGGAAGACUCGAUCCGCUCGCAAGAAGUAAUAUGAAAUCGGUAACGCAAGAAAAUGAAAACCCCUUUGAUAAUCAAGCGAUUCCUACGAAUGCUAUUACAUAGGGAUGUUGCGUCCUUUUGUAUUCCCAAAUAAAUGCUAUGGCAUUGCAGAAAA